This is a messenger RNA of Miscanthus lutarioriparius, 336 nucleotides long. NCBI's taxonomy places the organism in Eukaryota, Viridiplantae, Streptophyta, Magnoliopsida, Poales, Poaceae. The record is from the annotation of a GenBank genome assembly.
AUGCCGGCAACCACGAAGCUGAUCUUGCUCCCAAGGGCAUGGGCAGCAGCGUCACUCAUCCUGCUGCUGCUGCUUGUCCUCCAUGGGAAGGGAGGCCACUGCAUCGGCCUCGGCAUGGAGGCGGCGGAGCUGGAGAUGGACUUGGAGGCGCACCGGCGGCUGUUGUGGGAGGCGACCACCGGGCAGAGGUACAUCAGCUACGCUGCCCUGAGGGGCGACGUGGUGCCGUGCUCCAGGACCGGGGUGCCGUACUACAACUGCAGGAUCUCGACCACCGCCAACCCCUACACCCAGGGUUGCGAGAGCAUCACUAGGUGCAGGGACGCAGAUCCCUAG